CUUGCCGGCUGCGCGCGCGGGCAUCUGGACGGAACUGGUAAGGCUGUUCCUCCGCGCCUGCAGUAGCCGACCCGAGUUUAGGAGACCUUAAUUUACCCUGUCCCGACAAACCUGUUGGAAAAUUGUCUGGAUUUGAUAGGAAAAAAGGCCCUCUAGAGAAGCGACCGUGGAGACCGACUUAAGUUCAGAGAUUCCGCUUCCAGCACUUCACAGUGAAAGAGGCGGUGGACGGGGGAGCAGAAUCUGAGUGUGCCAGGGCCUCUACUGCAAACAAACUCCAGAGGCAUGUGCCACUUUGUGCAUCCUGCUUUAUGUAUGCAAAGAAGCCUUUCCAUCCAGAUGUCCUCAGAGAUACUAUGGAUCAGUCCGGAGUUCUCCUCUGGGUAAAAGCAGAACCUUUUAUUGUGGGUGCCUUGCAAGCCCCACCUCCAUCCAAAUUCAGUCUCCACUAUCUCAGGAAGAUAUCCACCUAUGUACGAACCCGGGCUACAGAGGGAGCUUACCCACGCCUGUACUGGUCCACAUGGAGGCACAUUGCAUGUGGGAAGCUGCAGUUGGCUAAGGAUCUAGCAUGGCUUUACUUUGAAAUAUUUGAUAAUCUUUCGGUGAGGACCCCUGAAGCACGUCUGGAAUGGUCUGAGAUUUUGUCCAGCUGCACAUCUGACGACGAAGUUGAAAAGCAAAGAAAUAAGCUUUCAGUAGACACCCUACAGUUUCUGCUCUUCUUAUAUAUACAACAGUUAAACAAGGUCUCCUUGAGGACAUCUUUGAUUGGAGAAGAGUGGCCUAGUCCCAGAAACAGAUCUCAGUCUCCUGACCUGACUGAAAGAUCCAGUUGUCACAAUAAGAACUGGAAUGAUUACAGUCACCAGGCUUUUGUCUAUGAUCAUCUAUCAGAUCUUCUUGAGCUGCUUUUAAGUCCAGAAGAACUCACUGCAUUGUUUCACUCAAGCCGAAGCAGUCUGAUCUCUCAAGAAGCUGUUGUGGCACUCAGCUUUCUUAUCGAAGGCACAGUGAGUAGAGCCAGGAAAGUCUACCCACUUCACGAGCUUGCACUGUGGCAACCCCUGCAUACAGAAAGCGGCUUCUCCAAGAUCUCCAAGUCCUUCUCUUUCUACAAACUGGAAGCCUGGUUGAGAGCCUGUUUGACUGCGAAUCCAUUUGGUCCAUCUGCUUGCCUCAAGUCCGGAAAGAAAUUGGCUUGGGCUCACCAAGUUGAAGGUGCAACCAAAAGAGCUAAGAUUGCUUGUAACACUCAUGUGGCCCCCAGGCUGCACCGCAUGGUGGUGAUGAGCCAGGUGUACAAGCAGACAUUGGCCAAGAGCUCAGAUACUCUGGUGGGGGCCCAUGUCAGGAUUCACCGUUGCAACGAAUCUUUUAUCUAUCUACUCUCCCCCUUACGAUCUGUGACAAUUGAAAAGUGCAGGAAUAGCACCUUUAUCUUGGGUCCCGUAGAAACUGCUCUUCACCUCCGUGACUGUGACAGUGUAAAAGUCAUCGCUGUUUGCCAUCGCCUAUCCAUGUCUUCUACAACAGGCUGCAUUUUCCACAUUUUGACACCUUCACGCCCACUUAUUCUUUCUGGGAAUCAGAGAGUAACUUUGGCCCCUUUUCAUACCCAUUACCCAAUGCUGGAGGACCAUAUGGCCAGGACCGGCCUUGCUACAGUGCCUAACUAUUGGGAUAACCCAGUGGUUGUGUGCAGAGAAAACAGCGACACAGUCUUCCGGCUCUUACCACCUUGUGAAUUCUACGUAUUUAUUACUCCCUUUGAAAUGGAAGGGGACACAGCAGAGAUACCUGGGGGUCUUCCACCUGCUUAUCAGAAAGCACUAGCCCAACGAGAACAGAAGAUACAGAUCUGGCAGAAAACUGUGAAAGACGCUCAUUUGACAAAGGAACAAAGGAAGCAGUUUCAGGUACUUGUGGAGACCAAGUUUUAUGAAUGGUUGAUUAAUACAGGACAUCGUCAACAGCUGGACAGCCUUGUACCCCCUGCAGCAGGCUCCGAACAAGCAGCAGGAUAGGACUGCGUCAUGUCACUGGUAGACAUUGUAAUGCAGACCACUUGAAGGGAGUUCUUUGGGGGGAAAUCUUCCAAGUGCAUAAUAUUACGUUCUACCACUCCCACCAGUAUACAAACACUUAUUUUACCAGUUUAUUAUGAGAAAACUAAAUUACUUAAAUGGAACCAAUAGAAAUUUGGGCAACUAGAAUCACCAAGUUUUAUCUCUUGCUAUUUGCAUGACACAAGUUGUACUGCCCAAUAUUACUAUUUUCCCUAUUAAUAGCUAUAACUUUUAAUCCUCCUUUCUGACAUAUCUUUUUCCUUUCCCCCCCUCAAGCCAAUUAAUAAACUAGAUGAUCUUUGUUAAUCACACUUGAGAGUUUUUAAUAAAUUAUCAGAAUUAAUCUAAAUGGACAUUUUGUUACUGAAUACUAGAAGAAAGUUGUGGAUUAAAUAAAUAGAUGAGAACAUGGAUACAAAUAAAUCUACUGGGAGUUAUUUAAUCCAAA
This is a messenger RNA of Jaculus jaculus (lesser Egyptian jerboa), 2517 nucleotides long. RefSeq names its product TBCC domain containing 1 (gene Tbccd1). Gene Ontology annotation, biological process: maintenance of centrosome location; maintenance of Golgi location. The record is from RefSeq and is a predicted model, not a curated record. The transcript is spliced from 8 exons. NCBI's taxonomy places the organism in Eukaryota, Metazoa, Chordata, Mammalia, Rodentia, Dipodidae. Gene Ontology annotation, cellular component: spindle pole centrosome. Bases 312 to 2027 code for a protein of 571 amino acids.